Diaporthe batatas is the source of this 1308-nucleotide messenger RNA. RefSeq lists its product as uncharacterized. Gene Ontology annotation, biological process: oxalate metabolic process. The record is from RefSeq and is a predicted model, not a curated record. Gene Ontology annotation, cellular component: cell wall. The transcript is spliced from 2 exons. Bases 1 to 1308 code for a protein of 435 amino acids. NCBI's taxonomy places the organism in Eukaryota, Fungi, Ascomycota, Sordariomycetes, Diaporthales, Diaporthaceae.
AUGAGACACAGGCGAAUCCGGCUGUUACUUGACCUGCUGUUCUGGGCGCAGGUGGAAACAGGCCGAUCGCUACCGUUGCACUACCAAGACGAUGCCGGUCCGAUAUCGAAACGAGAUCGGCCUCAGUUCGACACAGGCCAGCCGAUCGACGGGGCGGGCAGGGGAGGCCGGAUCCUGGGAGCCACCAACCACCAGCUGGACCUCCAGAACCCGUCCAACCUGGGCCAGCAGCCCACCGACGGCGGCACGGUGCCGAACCUGAAAUGGAGCUUCUCGCAGUCGAGGACGCGGCUCUCGCAGGGCGGCUGGACGCGCAGGCAGAGCAUCACGGACCUGCCGGCGAGCCACGACAUCUCGGCGGCGCAGCAGCACCUCGCGAUGGGGGCGAUCCGCGAGCCGCACUGGCACAACACGGCGGAGUGGGGGUUCGUGUACAACGGGAGCGUGCUGGUGUCGGCGGUGGACCAGGACGGCGGCUACCAGGCCGAGACGCUCGGCUUCGGGGACAUCUGGUACUUUCCGCGCGGGGUGGCGCACACGGUGCAGGGGAUGGCGGAGCAGAACGAGUUCCUGCUGGUGUUUGACGGGCCCGACACGGACGCCGCCGGCUCGACGUUCAACGUGGACGACUGGGUGGCUCAUACACCGCGAGAUGUGCUCGCUAAGAACUUUGGUCUCGACCCCGCCGUCUUUGACGGGGUGCCCCGGCCGAGCCCGGGGAUCCUCAACGGCACGGCGGGGGAGAGCGAUGCGGACCGUGGUGUCUCGGCCGGGCCCGGUGAGCAGCCGGCGGGCGGGACGGAGUCGUUCGUGUUCCGCACGUUGCAGCAGCCCCCGAUCCAGGCGCCUGGGGGUGGUGGUUCGCUGUACAAGGUGGACUCGACGAACUUCCCGCGGAGCACGACCAUCGCCGCAGCGCUGGUGACGCUUGCCCCGGGGGCGAUGAGGGAGAUGCACUGGCACCCGGAUGCAGAAGAGUGGCUGUACUUCCACCAAGGCACAGGGCGGGCGACGGUGUUCACGGGCGACGGCAACGCGCGGACGUUCGACUUCUCGGCGGGCGACACGGCGGCGUUCCCGGCGGGGUCGGGCCACUACGUGGAGAACACGUCGGCGGACUCGGGGCUCACGUACCUGGAGGUGUUCCGGGCGGGGAGGGUCCAGGACAUCUCGCUGGCGCAGUGGCUGGCGCUGACGCCGCCCGAGAUGGCGGCGCAGGCGCUCAACGUGGACGUGGGCGUGAUCAGGAGGAUCCGGAAGGACAAGCAGGUGCUGCUGCCGGCCGGGGGGCUGCCCCGUGUCGCCUGA